Gasterosteus aculeatus aculeatus (three-spined stickleback) is the source of this 4062-nucleotide messenger RNA. RefSeq names its product proteasome activator complex subunit 3. Lineage: Eukaryota; Metazoa; Chordata; Actinopteri; Perciformes; Gasterosteidae. The record is from RefSeq and is a predicted model, not a curated record. Gene Ontology annotation, molecular function: endopeptidase activator activity. Gene Ontology annotation, biological process: regulation of proteasomal protein catabolic process; regulation of G1/S transition of mitotic cell cycle; positive regulation of endopeptidase activity. Gene Ontology annotation, cellular component: nucleoplasm; cytoplasm; proteasome activator complex.
UCUAUGAUUGCGUCAUUAGCUUGCGGAAACGGUGCAUCGGCGGUUCCCUGCAUGCUUGCUGUAACGACAGUGAAAGGGUUUUGCUUUGCUGGAUACCAGAGCGGGUUUAAACGUUUAUUCAUCGCCAUGUCGUCUCUCCUGAAGGUCGACCGCGACCUGAAGAACAGGGUGGAAACAUUCAGGGAGCAGAUCAGCAGUGAGGCUGAGCACCUGGUCGCCAGCUUUUUUCCUAAAAAGCUUCUGGAGUUGGAUCAAUUUCUCAAGGAGCCUAUUCUCAAUGUGAAAGACCUGAAAGAGAUUCAUUCAGAGAUUAAGUUCACAGUCCCAGAGCCGAUUCUCUUCACCAACAGCCACGAUGGCGUGGACGUGAAUACCAAGAAGAGGAAACUAGAAGACGGAGUUGCUGAUGAGAGCUGGCAAGGUGGAACCAAAACCCUGACGGUGCCAGAGGGAAUGUUGAAAUGCAACACCAAGCUGGUGGACCUGAUUGAACGAGUCAAACCAGAGAUAAGGACAUUGAUUGAGAAGUGUAACACAGUGAAGAUGUGGGUCCAGCUGCUCAUCCCAAGAAUAGAAGAUGGAAAUAACUUUGGAGUCUCCAUACAGGAAGAGACGGUGGCAGAACUGAGGACAGUGGAGUCUGAGGCCGCAUCUUACUUGGACCAGAUCUCCAGAUAUUACAUCACCAGAGCCAAGCUCGUCUCGAAAAUUGUCAAGUACCCUCACGUGGAGGACUACAGGAGAACCAUAACAGAGAUUGAUGAAAAGGAGUACAUCAGUUUGAAAAUCAUUGUUUCAGAGCUCAGGAAUCAAUAUGUGAUUCUCCAUGACAUGAUUCUGAAGAACAUUGAGAAGAUCAAGAAACCCAGGAACAGCAACGCUGAAGCUCUUUACUGACAACUUCUACAAAACACACACACACACACACAGACACAUAUGUAGACACAACACCUGAGCUCAAUCAAACAAUACUGACCAAUUUUUUUUGAAGUACCUGAUGGUUUUGGGAUUUUACAACCUCAAAACGAUUUAUGACGUGUCAAAUAAGAUGCUGCGUGUAGACCGAUGCUGAUAUUCAGUAUUGAAAAGUUGAAAUAAAAAGAGUACUCACUAUUUAGUAUGUGAAACCAUAGUGAGCUGUAAACACGAUACAUGAUACAAUUUAAAGGAGGCCAUAAGAAUGCAUUAAAAAAACGGUCACACACGCAAAUUUACACACACACACCUCCCAUUUUUCUUUGUUUUGGUCCUCAACCCGCAGUCAUCAACAUGCUUUCCAACAGUUAACCUUUAGUUUUCCCAUUCCAGUACUCUGGAGUCUAGCCGAGGACUUUUCCCACGGCCGUCCUCCUGUCUCCACUCCCACCGGAGUUCAGAGAUUCCCGGAUGAUCUGUUGGUCCCUUCGUAGGAUUCGUCAUCUGUUUUUUAAUGGUUUUCUUACUUCUUUUUGGCUCCAUGUUUCCCGAGCCUCUUAGGCAGAUUUUUGCUCCGUCCAGUCAUCACCCGCUUGACCGUCAAACUGUCAAGGGCCAUCUACUCAGAUAGGAUGCAGACCGCCUCCCGUGAGGCUUUAGAAAACAGCUGUAGUUCUUUAUCUUUAGUGUUGUUGUUAUUAUCCUGACUCGCAGAGAUUUAACUGUACAGUUUAUAAAGACAAAAUGGAGGACUCCUGCUUCUUUAUUUAUUCUCCUGUCCACUCAGCUUUGCUUGACACUUGAGGUCCAGACACUAAAGCUUCAGGCUGGCAGACAGCAGUUUCAGGUGGUGUGUUCCUCAAUGGGAGUAAAAAGGCUGGAUGUGUGUUCUUCUUUUAGAAUGCAAACUCAACAAUGUGCCUCCAAGCAGACUUGAAUUGGAAAUCGACGUGUCUUGUCAAAUGGUUUAAUAUUAGCAACUACAGUCUCUGGUCUCUCUCUGGUUUCUUUUUGUUUAAUCUGGAGUCUUCAGUUUCCACCACAUCUUUUGUGAUGUAACAAUGUUUUGUAUUGUCAACCUCAUGAUGUGAUACUGAAGCCUGGGGCUCUUAAAAGAAACCUUUUGCAACUGGACUGUACAAUGGAAAAUGACAUGGUGAAGGGUAGGGACUUUAAAGUGCAUGCGAGUUGUGAUUUGAAUUGAAGCUUUUAAACGUACAAAGGGACAAAGGAACAGACCAGGUAAAGACUGCUGCUAUGUCCAAGAGUCUAGUUUGAACAAGUUCAAACUAAUAAUAGCUUUUGAAUAAAUUGAAAUGCAACCCGCAAAGCUAUGUGGCAAUGUUCAGAUUGAACUCUUGACAUGUGCUAUCUGGAGCGUCUCUGGUGUCCAGUGUCCCUAUGCAGUAAAUGCUGUCUCAGGAGAAAAAAGACAAUCCGUGUCUCAUUCUAGUUCACUGGCCACAUCGACGCAAUUGAAUCUUAUGUGAGCCUGACCACCGACGUCAUUCAUAGGCCCUAUAGAGUGGAGUACAGUAAUUAGCAAUAAUACCCCACUUUUGUGGGUGCAUGUGACCUUUCGUGAGCAUGGGGCCGGAAAUACGUCAUUUUGGGCAAGGACCGGAAAUACUUUGGGCCGUGUCUUAGACAGGAAAUUCGUCAUUUUGGCCAUGUUUUGGAGGGGGCGUGUAUUGUUUUAACGAUGACAACUGAGAGCAGAGAAUAUUAAUGCUGAAAAGUACGAUAGGGUAGAGUGUAAGACGUGGUGGGGGAAUGUCUUAUUAACCAUCUGAUGCACGCUGAUGGCGCAGUGAUCUCUCCUACGGCAAUGGCUUUAAAUCUGCUCACGGUAAGACAUAAAAUUAAACUCUGAAAAGAAUGUUGACAUAAUUGCUUAAACCAAGGAGGAUCAAAAGCUACAUUUCCCUUUGUUUUUUUGUGGGAGGCCAAGUACAAAGUGCGGAACAUAUAGGGAGAUAUUUGAAUAACGUUUUUGGAGAGCAAUGUGUAGUGUAACCAUGUAACCAAUGUGUAAACAUUUCACAAGCUCCUGUUCUUGCCCCUCGAGAUUUUGUUUCCAGAUUUUCUCUAUUUUAAACACUUUGUUUUUACCUAUAAUUACUUUUCGCAACUGUAGUUUGUUCCUUUCACCAAUUCCCCUGUAUAAUCUUUAGUUUAUAAACCGGGGGGUCUCUGGCUUCACUUUGAUAUUGUAAAAUUGGUGAAUAAUUGUUUAUAACCCUUCCUCAAUUCUCCUCUGAGUUUUGAUAUUCUCACGGUAUGCCCCGUGUCAAAUUCAACACACACCGUCUUGUGAGGGUUCAACUUGUACAGAUGGGUAAACUGUCAUUGUCUUAUUGACUGCUGAUGGUUACAUCUUUAUAUCUAUGGUGAGAGUUGUUAUAGCCUUGACAAGCUCCUGGACUACAUCCACAUAUGUGUGUAAAUUAACUGAUGUCAAAUAUCUCCACAUGCAGGUUUUAAAAGUCCUGUUAAAUGGCUCCACUACGCUGGCCUUAGUCUCAUUUGAUAUUGAAAUAUGUGUAAUUUUAUACUGCUCCAUUAGCCUCUGAAAGUGUUUAUUAUAAAAUGCUAUACCUUCACCUGUUUGAAGUUUCACAGGUGCACGUCAGUCAGUCAGAAUAUCUUUAAAGGCUUUUGUGAGGGUGAGGCCAGGUUUGUUAGAAAGACACCUAACCCAACCAUAUUUUGAAAAUACGUUGAUACACAUCAACAAAUACCUCACAGCAUUGUUUUCCUUGGCACCCAUAUCAACUAGAUCCACCUGAAACUGGUUGUCAAUACCGCUGGCUAAAAUCCUAUAUUCCUCGGAAAAUAUACGGCCGCCUUGGCGUGUAAGUGUACACAUCUUGUUCCAGUAGAAACGUAUUAACCCUGAAUAAUGAUGGUGUCACCCUGGUAUAUUCUCUAACAGCAUUGUUAAGUUUGGACACAUUACCUAAACCUCCCGGAUGGGCCGGAUUGUAAUAAGUAUUUUGUAGAGUCCUUUCCAUGAUAGUGUAUGAAGUAUGGUUGACCAACAGUUGAUUCGAUACAACAUAUUUUAUUUCUGUUAAGAUAUGACAAGCAGCCUGAUAAUAAGUAUAUCAUCCAUAUGAAAUUAAAUUCAGGUUAUAAAACACUCAA